CUAGAAAGCUAUCAGUUCUUGUUUAGAUCUCUAGCCAUUCUGUUGAAAGAAUUUUGCACCUCGACGAAUGCAAAGUUUAUUAAGCAGAUAACGGUUUUUUAUUUAUUUUAAUAAAGUUUAAGAUAUAAAUGUUGUGGUGUUUCUUAUCAAAACAAUUACGGAUUACUAAAGUGCACUUUCUAUAAGUGAAUUAAAAUGGGCUCCAAGGACACAAAAAAUGACAAAAACAAGAACAAAUCUAUCAGCUACUUUCAACUAUUUCGCUAUGCUACAUCAUUGGAUUAUUUUCUCAUCUUCAUUGCAUUUAUUUCGUGCCUCGUCAAGGCGUUAGUUUAUCCAGCUGGUAUAAUAGUCUACAGUGAAUUGGUUGCAAUGUUUGUCGAUCGUAAUCUUGGUUUUGGAACUUCAUCAAAAACUAUUUCAUUACCUUUGUUUGGUGGUGGAAAAAUAUUAACAAAUGCAACAAAACAAGAAAACAUGGCUGAACUACGAAAUGAUUCGUGGGCUUUUGGAUACAUUUUGACCAUUAUUUCCAUUGUUUUAUUUGUUUCGGGAGUCAUUUUCGUUGAUAUUCUUAAUAUUGUUGCUCUUAGAAUCACUUCAACAAUGAGAAGGAAAUUUUUUGAAGCAACAUUAAGAAAGGACAUCGGUUGGCAUGAUGUUGCAUCAAAUCAAAAUUUUGCUGUCCGAAUCACAGACAAUAUGGAAAAAAUUCGUGACGGAAUAUCGGAAAAAAUUGGUCAUUUUACCAAUUUAGGUCUCGGUUGCAUAAUUGUUGUGGUUAUUUCCUUCGUCUAUGGUUGGAAACUAACUCUAGCUAUUAGUUCGUAUAUUCCUUUGGUUUUAUGCUCAAAUUAUAUUGUAGCCAAGUACCAAAGCAAACUUACGAUACGUGAACAAGAUUCUUACGUAGUGGCUGGUAGUUUGGUUGAAGAAAUAAUCGGUGCAGUUCGAACUGUUGUUGCAUUUGGUGGAGAGAAACUCGAGUCUGAACGUUUUGAUAAACUCCUUCUUCCAGCUCACAAAGCCAGUAAAUUAAAAGGAGUCUUCACUGGGACAGGAGAUGCAAUCACCAGAUCAAUGUUGUUUUUCGCAGUUGCAUCUGCGUUUUACUAUGGAGUAAUUCUAGUGUUGGAAGAUCGUGGAAAAACCGAUCCCGAGUAUACACCAGCUGUUUUAAUGAUUGCUUUCUUUGGAAUUCUUGUUGGAGCCGAUCACAUUGCUAGAUGUUCACCGUUUUUGGAUAAUUUUUCAUCAGCAAGAGGCUCUGCAUUACCGAUAUAUGAAGUUAUUGACUCAUCGACAAAUAUCGAUCCAAUGUCUGCAGAUGGAAAGAUUCUCAAUUAUGGACUUAAGGGAGAUAUUGAAUUUCAAGAUGUCUUCUUUAGAUAUCCUUCCCGUGAAGAUGUAAUUGUUUUAAGGGGACUAAACUUGAAAGUUGAAGCUGGACAAACUGUGGCUUUUGUUGGUCACUCUGGUUGUGGAAAGUCAACUUGUAUUCAACUUUUACAAAGAUUCUAUGAUCCAGUAUUUGGGAAUGUGAUUCUAGAUCAAUUGGACAUUAGGAAAUAUAAUGUAGCAUGGUUGCGAUCAAAUAUUGCUGUUGUGGGUCAGGAACCUGUUUUAUUUCAAGGCACAAUCGGAGAAAAUAUUAGACAUGGCAAACCAGAUGCUUCGCAAAAGGAAAUCGAAUCAGCUGCCAGAGCUGCUGGAGCACAUGAUUUCAUCAUUGAUUUACCAUUUAGUUACGAGACUUCAAUCAGUGAGAAGGGCAUUCAAUUGUCUGGUGGACAGAAGCAAAGAAUUGCAAUUGCCCGAGCUUUGAUUCAAAAUCCAAAAAUUCUACUUCUCGACGAAGCUACCUCAGCUCUCGAUUAUAAUUCUGAAAAGAUAGUCCAGAAAGCUCUCAACGCAGCCAGUAAAGGCAGGACAACAAUUGUUGUUUCUCAUCGUCUUUCAGCCAUCAAAGACGCUGAUAGAAUUGUCUUCAUUCAUGAGGGCAAGGCAGUCGAAGAAGGCUCUCAUGAAGAUUUAAUGGAAUUGCGUGGUAAAUAUUAUGACAUGGUAACAGCUCAUGAAUACAACGAUGGAGAUGCAAAUGAAGAAGAUAUUCUCGAAAAAGAUAAGAAUUUUGACAUAACCUUUGAUCAGACAAGUAUCAAUUUUGAAAAGAACCAACUAAACAAACAUCGAUUUUCAAAUGCAUCAACUAUUGCCAGAAGUAUUUUCAGUGAUGAUGAUUUGCAAGAGGAAACUCAAUUUUGGAGGACAUUUACAAGACUUUUGAAAAUUGCUCGGAGUGAAUGGUGUUAUUUGAUAUUUGGAACUUUUUGUGCCAUACUUUAUGGUUGUAUUCAACCAGCUUAUGCUUAUAUAUUUGGAGAAUUCUAUGCAGCUUUGGCAGAAACUGAUCCUGAAAAGGUUAUAUCAAGGACAGCUCUUUUGUCAAUAAUUUGUGCAUGUGUUGGAGUUGUUGUAGCGGCAAUUUGUUUUAUUCAAACAUAUAUUUUCAAUUUGGCUGGUAUUGGACUUACAACUAAAUUAAGAUCAUUAACUUUCAAAUCUAUUCUUGCACAAGAAAUCGGAUGGUUUGAUGAUGAGGAUAAUAGUGUUGGUAUACUCUCAGCCAGGUUAUCGGGAGAUGCUGCCAGUGUUCAAGGUGCAAUUGGACAACCGAUGAGUGGAAUGAUUCAAGCAGUAUCGAAUUUCGUUUGCUGUAUUGCAUUGGCUUUUUAUUUUUCCUGGGAGAUGGCGUUGGCGUGUCUAUGUACAUCGCCAUUUAUGGUGGGGUCAAUCGUUUUUGAAGCAAGAUACACAGCAAGUUCAGCAAUUCACGAAAAACGGACUCUCGAAGAAACAAGUCGAAUUGCAACAGAAGCUAUUGCCAACAUCAGAACUGUAGCUGGACUUCGUCGAGAGCCUCAGCUAAUAGUAGAAUACAACAAAGAUGUCGAAAAAUACAAAGCGCUUCUAAAGAAGAGGCUUCGUUUUAGAGGAAUUGUCAAUUCCAGUGGUAUGGCAAUACUGUAUUUUGGAUAUGCUGUGGCAUUGACAUAUGGUGGAAUUCUUUGUUCAGAAGGAAAGAUCAAAUACUACAACAUUAUUAAAGUUUCUGAAUCUCUACUUUAUGGUCUUUUAAUAUUGGCAACAUCUCUAGCAUUUGCUCCAUCAUUUACAACAGCUCUCAUAUCUGGUCAUCGAUUACUUCGAAUUGUUGAUAGAAAACCACGAAUAAAAUCAUCACGUCAUUCAGAGAAUAACUUAAAAAUCGAUACGUCAGUGAAUGGAGUGACGUAUAAUGACGUUUCGUUCCGUUAUCCAACGCGGCCUGAUGUCCAAGUCUUGAAUGGUUUAAAUUUGGGAAUCUUACAGGGAAAAACAGUUGCAUUGGUUGGAGCAUCUGGUUGUGGAAAAUCAACUUGCAUUCAACUUUUACUACGAUAUUACGAUGCUGAUAAAGGACAAAUCUGCAUAGAUGGUAGGGAUAUUGAACAGGACAUGGCAUUGCCAACACUUCGUCGUCGAUUGGGUAUUGUUUCUCAAGAACCAGUAUUGUUUGAAAAGACAAUUGCUGAGAAUAUAGCCUAUGGUGAUAAUUACAGAGAAGUUUCAAUGAAUGAAAUUAUUGAAGCUGCAAAACUUGCCAAUGCACAUUCGUUUAUUGUUGCAUUGCCAAAUGGAUUUGAAACGAAACUUGGAGCGAAAGGUACACAGCUGUCGGGUGGGCAGAAACAAAGAAUUGCCAUUGCUAGAGCUUUGGUUAGGAAUCCACAAAUUUUAUUGUUGGAUGAGGCUACGUCUGCAUUAGAUUUGCAAAGUGAAAGGAUUGUACAAUCAGCUCUAGAUACAGCUUGCAAAGGAAGAACUUGCAUUGUUGUUGCUCAUCGACUUACGACCAUUCAUAAUGCAGAUUUGAUUUGUGUUUUACAAAAUGGAAAAAUAGUCGAACAAGGCAAUCAUCAACAGUUACUAGCCAAAGAUGGUAUUUACGCAAAAUUAUAUAAAAGUCAGCCUGCUAUUAGUUAAGAUGCCCAGAUUAAACCGUCAAAUUGUGUACUAUUUUGUAAGAUUCUUAAAAUUGUUUAAAAUAAAGUUUAAGCACUUAUGGAAAAGAUUUUUAAAAUUUAAUAAAUACCACGAUUCUGGAAAACCCAAGAAAACCUCA
Molecule: messenger RNA, 4165 nt
Organism: Episyrphus balteatus (marmalade hoverfly)
Lineage: Eukaryota; Metazoa; Arthropoda; Insecta; Diptera; Syrphidae
Product: multidrug resistance protein homolog 65-like
Exons: 14
Coding region: 196-4026 (1276 amino acids)
Biological process (GO): transmembrane transport
Cellular component (GO): membrane
Molecular function (GO): ATP hydrolysis activity; ATP binding; ABC-type transporter activity
Source: RefSeq, a predicted model, not a curated record